This is a messenger RNA of Haemonchus placei, 771 nucleotides long. NCBI's taxonomy places the organism in Eukaryota, Metazoa, Nematoda, Chromadorea, Rhabditida, Trichostrongylidae. The record is from the annotation of a GenBank genome assembly.
AUGUCUAGCCGCAAACUGAAGGUACUUGGGUUCAAGAAGACGUUCAUAGAUUACGAAGACACUACGGAAUACAAGAAUUUCUUCGAAGAAGUGGAUAGCUCUCAUUUCAAAAAGAGAUCUGCUAAGUGGUGGGAAGCAUUGAAAGCUGAAGAAGAAGAGGCGAAGUGGUCUGCCGAUCUGUUCCAGUUCCUCUCAGACAUUGGUGUUAGAGAAAACGCAUCCAAACCUCGUGGUGUCAUAGUAAACGCUGUUCUGGAUGUGCUCAUUAGCAAGAAAUAUGAUAAAAGUGAUCUUGCACAACAAAUGACUGGCGCUCGUUUUCAUGAAAAAGAAGAAGAACGUAUUAUUCAAUCACAAAACAAGCAGAACCCGUUGAACCUUAUCGACUAUUCAUCCGAGGAAUUCGCUGAAAAGGCUAGGAAACUAUGUCAGUUGCUGGGUAUCGUUGAGCACUCCAAUCCCGUUGUGAACUUGAAGGCGGCGUGCAUUUUCAUACGCGACAAUUUGAAUGAAGAUGUUAUCAAAGAGAGGAAUGCUGAGCGCAAAUCUGGAAAAAUACCUAGCACGUUCGAGCUCCGCUCGUUUCCUUUGGAUGUGCCUGAUCAAAAAGAUGGUGCUGUGAACGCUGUAGCGCGGAUUCUCCGAUUGCUCAACAUCGAGGCGCUGAGAGAGACCCAGACAAGCGUGAAUGAAACGCUUGUCGCAAUCCAGAAUUUGACAAUUGAUGAAACCAAGAAACCAGCAACGAAACAAGUCAAAUAUGGGUAUUAG